This is a messenger RNA of Staurois parvus, 320 nucleotides long. Lineage: Eukaryota; Metazoa; Chordata; Amphibia; Anura; Ranidae. The record is from the annotation of a GenBank genome assembly.
AUGAGGCCCCCGGGCAAUAGGGGAUCAUGGGGCCCCUGUGUCCUUGCCCAAACUCAAAAAAGCCUAUGAAAAAGGUACCAGGGGCAUCUCAUGGGGCCCCCUACUGACCCCCGGCCCUCGGGCAGUGCCCGAGUGCCUAAAUGGUCAGUCCGCCCCUGGUUGAGGGAAAUAUUCCUGUUUUUUUUAGCAUGUAACAGUUUGUACAGGGAAAUGUCCUUCCUGCAUACACCAUUCCUCCUACAAAUGCAAGACGGUAGUUUAUAGCCCAAUUCAAGAGAUUUGGUAUCAUUGAGAAGAUAACAAUCUGGUAUUGUUUGUGA